UUGUUCCGCGCUGCGGAGCUGCAGUGAUGUCAGCCUGCCUGGGUCAUUUGAAGGUCAGCAGCCUCGGAAGGGUUCAUACAAAGUUCACUCGCAUAUAUUAGGCAAUUCAAUCUUUCAUUCUCUGUGGCAAAACUAGUUGGAAAUGAGCUGCACGGGGGACGGAUAACCCAUUCGUCAUCGGAGAGGAGAACGUGUGCUUUUAAACGCCGUGCGUGUUAUUUUUGAUAUUAGGAAAGAAAGAUCCUCCAGUUCAGGCGGGCUUUGCCACAGCUUUCUCUUGUGUCGGGAACCGGGACGGGGCGAAGCGAUUCAGCGAAAACACACCGGGAUAUUAACACUAUUAUUGUUGAUAUGGAGGAGUCCGUGGCUGCGCGCUGAGUGGACACGGUGCCAAAAAAAUGGCAAAUGAGCGUUUAGAAGAAGCCGUGGAGCAUUUUGGUCCGAAAUAAUUCAUGAUUCCGGUGCGGGACGAAGGAGAAGAAGAGGAGCGAAAUCUGCCGUGCCAAGGAGAGGAGGAAGAAGAAGAAGAGGAGGAGGGGGGAGGAGGAGGAGGGGGGAAGCAGCGGAGUUUGAUGGAGUUGUGUGCGCUUAUGCCGGUGAUUUUUAUCCAUAACGCACAAGAGUAGUUGAACGAAGCGCCGUCAUCAUGUUUGACUGCAUGGACGUGCUGGCCGUGAGUCCCGGGCAGAUGCUGGAUUUCUACACGUCCAGCCCGUCCUCCUGCAUGCUGCAGGAGAAGGCUCUGAAAGCCUGCAUCAGCGGACUGGCGCACAGAGAGUGGCAACACCGCCGGAGCGCACACUCCAUUGAAACGCAGAGCACCAGCUCUGAGGAGCUCGUCCCCAGCCCGCCGUCCCCGCCGCCCCCUCCCAGAGUCUACAAGCCCUGCUUCGUCUGCCAGGACAAGUCCUCUGGAUACCACUAUGGUGUCAGUGCUUGUGAGGGCUGCAAGGGUUUUUUCCGCCGAAGCAUCCAGAAGAACAUGGUGUACACGUGUCACCGGGACAAGAACUGCAUUAUCAACAAGGUGACGAGGAACCGCUGUCAGUACUGCCGGCUGCAGAAGUGCUUCUCAGUGGGAAUGUCCAAAGAGUCUGUUCGAAAUGACCGGAAUAAAAAGAAGAAGGAGAGCCCAAAGCCGGAGCUGGCAGAGAGCUAUGAGCUGACAGCCGAGCUGGAGACCAUCAUUGAAAAGAUUCGAAAGGCCCAUCAAGAAACCUUCCCCUCCCUUUGCCAGCUUGGCAAAUACACCACGAACUCGAGUGCAGAUCACCGUGUGAGGCUGGACCUGGGCCUGUGGGACAAGUUCAGCGAGCUGGCCACUAAGUGCAUUAUCAAGAUCGUGGAAUUUGCCAAACGAGUGCCUGGCUUCACUGCGCUGACCAUCGCGGACCAGAUCACGCUCCUGAAAGCUGCCUGCCUGGACAUUCUGAUCCUGCGCAUCUGUACGAGGUACACCCCCGACCAGGAUACCAUGACCUUUUCGGACGGGCUGACCCUCAACCGAACACAGAUGCACAACGCUGGCUUCGGCCCGCUCACCGACUUGGUGUUCACCUUUGCCAACCAGCUGCUGCCCAUCGAGAUGGACGACACAGAGACAGGCCUCCUCAGCGCCAUCUGUCUCAUCUCCGGAGACCGUCAGGACCUGGAGGAGCCCUCCAAGGUGGAUCAGCUCCAGGAGCCGCUCCUGGAAGCUCUGAAGAUAUACGUGAGGAAGCGUCGGCCCAGCAAGCCGCACAUGUUCCCCAAAACGCUGAUGAAGAUCACAGACCUGCGCAGCAUUAGCGCUAAAGGAGCAGAGCGGGUCAUUUCUUUGAAGAUGGAGAUCCCGGGUUCCAUGCCGCCUCUCAUCCAGGAGAUGCUGGAGAACUCAGAGGGCCAAGACGGCCAGAGCAGCAGCAGCAGCAGCAACAGCAGCAGCAGCAGCAGCAGCAGCAGCAGCAACAGCAGCAGCAGCAGCAGCACUUCGGCUGAGGCAGGGGCCAGUCCCAGCAGUAAGGACAGCCCCAACGAGGACACCGCCGCUGUGGAGUCACCGGAGUCCUUGGACAUCAAGAGGGCUCCGGCCACGCCGCCCAGCGACGAGCCCUAGGAAGCGCCCGCGGGUGCCUCGGGGACUCUCUCUGACAUUCUUUUGCACAAAAAAAAGAACAACCGGGCAAGGCGCCGACCCCCUAUAACCCCUCUACCCUGACUCCUUCGCUUGGUAUUACGUUAUCUUUAUAUCCUCGUCCUAUUUUUCUCUCCAAUUUCCCUGAAAUUCCCCCCUUAAAAGAAAACGUCAACACGGAGGCCUCAAAGGAUCAGCGCUUUGUGUAUAAUUCUGAAUUGAGCUCUUAUUUGGCGUGGUGUCUCUGGGACAGGGACUGUGACAAGAAGGGCGUGGCCCUCGGAAACCGCCAGAAAUGAUACUCCUCAGGUCUCCUGUGUAAAUUCUUAUCUGCAUGACGGGAGUUUCAUAAGUGGUUUUACUCCUCUUUCUCUAUCUCUCUCUCUCUCUCUCUCUCUCUCUCUAUCUUCAUCUCUUUUCAUCUCUCGUAUUGUUGGCAUACGUACAUUGUACAUACCAUUGUAUGGUUAGAUCUCUGUUUCUAUGAUGAAUUUUGUGGUGCUUUUUUCAUUGUCUUAAAUAUUAUCUUUGAGGCGAUACAUCAAGGUUUAAAGUGGGACUAAUUGUAAGUCCUUCAAAAAGUUAUCUAGAAUGUCAUUGCAUAUAGAUAUUACGGAAGUCUACUAUUUUAUAUUUGUUCCUAUAUUUAAAACUGUUUUUGUCUUUUAUAACAUUUAUUGGUUCAUGUCUCUACAUGAAUGAGUGUACAUCCACACCGCCAGAAUGCAAAGCUUCUCUGCAUAUCGACAGCCGAGUCUGUUCAACUGUUUCCUCAAAGGAGGGAAGCACAACAGCAGAAGCCUUCGAUACACACUCAUCAGCUUGACUGCGUCUGUUAACUUUUCAGUCUCGUCAUGAACCGCCAAGGCCCGACGUACAGGAUUAGAUUUAUCAAAUAAGCCAGUCUAUGAAAUCAACUCAUUUGGUGGCUGUAUCUCGUCAGUAAAUCAGUUUACCGUGCUGUCAAAACAGAUUGGGGAAAUUAGGUUGCUGAUAGAUGCCAGAGAUGUUUCUGCAACAGGCUGUGAUCACAUAAGACGCUUUUUGUAUCGGUUUCCCUGUUACCCUAUACUUCAACUUGACCAUGUUCAACUUUAACCAUGUCGCACUUUAUUAUCAUCAUCUGGUCAGUUAAGGGGUUUAAUAAGUUAAAUAAGCCGGUGUUAUACCACAAUUUGUUCCCCAAGAAAUUACACUUUAAAUAAUCUCAAACCACAAGUGUCCAUUGAUUCCAUGAAGAGUCAGCUCACCAUUUAUUCAUUUCAUUUCCACCAGCAUGAUUUUCUUGUUUAGUGGAAAAAGUAAAUAAAAAGGACACAUCACAUUGCCAGGAAAACAAAUAAUAAUAGAUCCCUGAAACGGACGUUGUGUGUCCACAUUAUCUGUUUCCAGACGGACAUAUUAACCUUCUGCUAGCUAGCAGAGGCAGCAUUCAUCUCCUCUGACCUGGUUUAAAGGGAGUUUGUGUAACUUUUGCUGAAGAGCGGUCCAAGGUUAAGGAGGAUAAUGCUGAAUGCUAAAACAUAAUGUAACAGUUGCACAAAUAGAAGAAUGGUAUGAAGUCAUUGAGCUGACUCAGUAAUGUCAGUUACGCACAACAGCUUAAGAUUGUUAACAUUAGCUAACAUAAGCUACUGGUCAUAGCCUACCAGACCAAAUAAGGCUUCAGCUGCAUAACCCCUGAGUGUGUUGAACUUAGGUAGGGCAAGAAGAAAUGCGCUAAUUGUUCUUUCGAAAGUUACAUAGUCUCACCAUAAAUGAUUAUUCAAGUUUGGGUCUUAUUUUUGUAGUUCUGGCUAUUAUAUCUGUCAGUUAUGCUAAUAUUGCACGCACCAAAGUAAACUGCUGAGAUCUGGGGACACUGUGACAUAGCUACAACAAAGUCAGGCAAGUACAGGCCAAGAAACAUGGUUGUUAACAAGCCAACAGUUUAGCUUGAUUAACCAAAAGGUGACACACCAAAAAUCUUGCUAAUUGUACUGGAAAACUGCUGACACGCACAACUACAGUAAGUACGGUAGGUCAAAUAUGAAGCAGGAAGUCGGUCUGUAAAGCAUGAUGUUGAUAGACAGGUUGGGUAAUAAUUUUACUGUUCACUUUUCUUCGGCCUUCGAAAUAAGUUUGGCCUACCAUGUCACCGUCUUCCUAGAUCCAAGAAAUUUAGUUGCUAACAGAAUUUAUGGCCAAAGUAAAGUUCACAUUUCAAAGGAAAGCUUAGGAAAGCAGUUUAUUACAGCUUGUUUAUUUUUGUGGCUCUGACUAUUGGCCCUAUCGGUUCUGAUGACAUUAUCAUCACACCAAGUUAACUGCUAAGAUCUAGGAAGGCAGCAACAUUGGUAAAAAGUUCAGCUAGUUCAGCAAGUUAUUUGGAACACGGUACACUGUGAGUAGUAAAAUUACAACAGUUAAAAACAUCCAUUUCAGUUACAGACAGAUGUCCUGUUUAAGAUGUCCUUGUGGUUUUACCUCUAGAUAAAGUGGUGGCUAAUCUUACUAAACUGUUGGCUUGUUUACAACCUGUUGUCUCCCCAUUCACAUUUGUUGCCCUGUAGGACCUAUUUUAAACAAUGUCACCUUUUUCUAAGAUCUCAGCAAUUAAUUUGGUGAAUACAUGGUAUCAUAACUGAUAGGAAUCAUGGUCAAAAACUACAAAAAAGAGCCAAGUUAUAAUAAAUUCAUAAAUUUACUCCCCUUGUUGCUGUAAAUCAGGUAUAAUGCCACUUGAAUGCCAUUUGAAUUCUUACUGUCUCUUCUAGUCUUCUAUCAGCGCUAUUUUUUGUGCUUGGGCUUCCAGUCUGAUCACAGCCUGUGGCAGCUUUCACUCUUCAAAAAUUACCUGAUGGUCAACCUAAUGAGGGUGUAUCUACCGCUACAGCAUGUACUACCAACCGGGCUCUACAAACGCACAUGGGCUCUGUUAUGGCCUUAUGAGCAGAGCUCCUCAACCCGCUUUUCUUUCCCUUUCAGAAGUGUCUUGUUUGAGUUUGAAACACGGGGGCAAUGCAAUCCUUAAAACACACUGAUGACCGAACCGCAUGGGUCGGGACGAUUGUACACUAAUGUAGAAAGCACACGGUGGGGUGGAAUUCACAAAGCCACUCCAAAUGCUCGCCUUACUCUUCAGACAUGACAGUGUAAGCUACGUUUAAUGAUGCAAAAGGAGAUUCCAGAUGACCUUUCAUCCCCCUGAGAAGUGCAGUGGAGUAAAGCUUCUCUUUGGACAGUAGAUCCAACUGAGGUCUUAAUCUCAUUGGUGGGGAAGUAGGCAAUGUGUCUUAUAUCGGAUGGGACGGUCCCACUGAAAUUAAAAGACGAUCCUAAAUGGCUGCUUUUCUCCACUGCUGAGGUCACACAUUAUACCGAACAGUAAGAAAUAAACUCCAUUAUAUCCUCUUAUAGGACCCAGAUCCCUCGCUACCCUGCUGCCCUUCGUGGCUGAAUAACAGCUCCAUUCAUUCAGAUAUCAAGUGGUUGUUCACUUAUAGUACAGGGAACAAACUAACUGUAGCACUUAAACAUGUUGAACCUUUAAAAUUUAGCUGUAGUACUGAAACUGAACAAUAUGAAGGCUAAAACAGCAGCACCUCCACAACCAGAGAAGGAGGCCAAAGUUCAACUUUAAACUAAUUAAGCACAAAAAUGAACAGCUUUGGAAAUUGUUUCGAACUCCUCUCGGAAGUUUUUGUUUUUUCAUUUCAGACAUGAUGCAAAAAGUAGGCCUGACCGACAACAGAAUAGAUCAAUUUUAGUGAAAAGAACAGGUUUUAAAACUAGUAAAGUCUUGUGAGCAGAUAUUUGUGCCAACAGAUAUCGAAUUUGGUACCAAUCAACCAAUUCAAAGGCCCUGAAAGCUUAUUUUCUCAAUCAGCUUUUUACUAUAAGUGAUGAGAUCCUACAUGAACACAAUAUUCUGCCAAUGUUAGAACUGUUUUGGUUACUUCACACAUCUGUAUUCUAAUCACUGGUUUGUCAUGGAUGGUAUUCAGUCAGAAAAAGCUGACUUCCAUAUACCAAUCAGGAUUUAGCAAGAUUUGAGUCAGAAUCUUAUCAAACCAACCCCAUACAGCCCCAAAGAAGUGUGUUCUCUGAGUUUUUGAGUGUUCAAAAAUUAUGAUUAUUGCUCACUUAGUCAAAGAUAUUUAAUGACACAGAGAAAUGAUUUUAUGUUUUAUUUUAAACCAAGUUUUCAGGGGCUUUAAGCCUCGGUCUGCAUGGUCACAUUUUGAGUUAUAUGACAUGUUGAGUUGACACUUGGGAGGCUGUUCUCAUAUGCAUUUGAAAAUGAGUUUUGCUAAACUGAAUACUAUAAAACUGAAAUUUAAGUUUUGUUAUCAGAAUUUAUUCAUUUCGAUUAAACUCUGUUCCUUAAAUACAAGUGAAAUUUCAAAACUUGAUUGAUAGAAACUUACCUGCUAGCACAAAUAUCUGCUCCAAAUGUUCUCCAGGACACCUAAAAGAUGUUUGCCGACACAUAAACUGUACGUGAAACUGUUUUCAAGGAACUAGGUGAGUCAUUCAGCUUCUCGCAUUUGAUCUGAAACAGGAAAGUAAGACAACUCUUAAGGGCAGUGAAGGGUUCUGGGUCUCAGCAGCACGUAAUAAAAACCCAUCUACAUUCCAUUCCUGCUCGGAGAUACAUAUCAUAAGGGAAACCUGAGCUGUUUCAGUUUUUUUGUUUUAACGUGUUUGAAUGUGAAUAAUGUCAUGGAGUCUGUCAGAAGAAUGAUAUGCAGUGUUAAGGAUAACUUACUUCUAUCUCAAUGUAACAUAGGAAACACUCUCCCUCGGUUCUCUCUGUCUUGCUCUCCUGGUGAGAGAUGAAGGGAGGCAUCUUGGUGUUUUUCUUUUUUUUUUCUUUUUCUUUUUGUAGCUGGAAAACCUUCACAGCCGAAGAAUGUCCACAUCCACCCCUGAAGCGUCAGGCCGGCCCUCAGGCGCCUGGACGCAGCAGGGACUGUUAUCUGUUCCUUUAGGAAACAACUUCACAAUGCUGAAUUACUCUUGUUCGUUUCUGUUGAAUGUUGUACCGACGUAACUGUAAUACUCUACUAUCUAGCUCACUGCAGAGAUGUUAUAUGAAUGGUGUGUGCUUUGCAUUCCAAUUGGCAGCUCUGUGGAAAAGACACUCUGUUAUUUGUCCUUGGGAACAUCAACUCACAUCAAGUGUAAAAAAAAAAACAAAAAAAAAACAAAAGAAAAAAACAAAAAAAAGGAGGAACUGGAACUUGGUGGGCUGAUCUGGGCACCCAGGUCGUACUCCACACAACACAUAGUGUCGGACACUGAGAAAGAGAAGCCCAGGAAUGGGAGAAAUGGACGACCAAGUCACCUCAGCACCAGAUAUCAUCAAUACGUUCUGUUCCAUGUCAAACAACAGAGCUGCCCCACCUCCCCUCCCCUCCCCCCCCUCAGCCAGGAAGCCAGUCAGCUGUCGUCAAUCAAUCAAACCCAAUCAAUCGACAGCUAAUUGGUGUAACAGAUCAACUGAUGAACUAGGGUUCGGCCGAUAUGAGGUUUUGAAAACAUACUGACAUUUUUAGACUCAUCUGCUUUGGUUGAUGUUUUGUGCCAAUAAGCAGUCAAAGGAAAAAAUAAUCUUCAGAUAGUUUGAUAUCAGCCUGUGGUGUUGAUAUCUUUUUGAGUGUAUGUAUGUCCCUCAGCCUGCCUUCUUUAUUAGCUUUCCCAGAAUGCCUUUUGACAACACCCAAACAACCAGACUCCACAGGGAAUAUCUUAACGCUGCACUGAUCUAAAUUUUUAUAUUGACAAUGGAACAAAUUACUAUAAAUAAUGUGAAAGGAGUCGCUUGUGGUGACAAACCCACAGAGAAUUAUCACCAGUUCCCUCUGCGCUUACAGAGCAUUU
Molecule: messenger RNA, 7978 nt
Organism: Thunnus maccoyii (southern bluefin tuna)
Lineage: Eukaryota; Metazoa; Chordata; Actinopteri; Scombriformes; Scombridae
Product: retinoic acid receptor beta-like
Exons: 8
Coding region: 647-2095 (482 amino acids)
Biological process (GO): retinoic acid receptor signaling pathway; cellular response to corticotropin-releasing hormone stimulus; regulation of transcription by RNA polymerase II
Cellular component (GO): nucleus; transcription regulator complex
Molecular function (GO): nuclear receptor activity; nuclear glucocorticoid receptor binding; zinc ion binding
Source: RefSeq, a predicted model, not a curated record